Messenger RNA from Thalassophryne amazonica, 1961 nucleotides. RefSeq names its product hematopoietic SH2 domain containing (gene hsh2d). The coding region runs from base 524 to 1108 and encodes 194 amino acids. Gene Ontology annotation, cellular component: cytoplasm. The record is from RefSeq and is a predicted model, not a curated record. Lineage: Eukaryota; Metazoa; Chordata; Actinopteri; Batrachoidiformes; Batrachoididae. The transcript is spliced from 6 exons.
ACUUUGAUAAAAGCCUGUUGUAUUUCUACCAAAUGUAGCACUUUAAUGACACCUGGUACAGGUGAGACUUGUCUCCGCCCCUUUGCUGUGUUGUCAGAUGAGCUGUGGUGUCGCUACAGCAGACGGCAGCCACACAAGGUGAGUAUCCUUUCCUGCGAGCCACACACUACAGUAUUUAAAUUAGAAAUUUGACUUGAAUAAUGACUGCUGAAACUUCUAAUUUAAGAGUUAAAAAUUAAGCCAAAGCUGGUUGUGUACUAAUUAGUAGUAGUACAUCUUGAUGUAAGAUGCAUUUUUACAUUGCACUGCUUCAUUACUAUACAUGUUCAGAUGCGAUGAACAUGGGCUUUUAUGCUGUACAGAAGUUCCACUGAGGAAACAUAUUAAGAGAACGCUGCACACACUGACCUCAUGAUUGAAUGAGGAACAGUGAAAUUUUAAUUGUUUUGUAAUUAUGACUCUUAUCCACUGCUAAUUUUCCAAAUUGGCCUGAUUCACUGAUACUUCAUUGACUCAUAUUUACAUGUGGUUGAUUUUUGUGUUGCAUUUUGCAGCAGGAAACGAGCCAGUUGGUCUGAUGGAGGAGGGAAGUCAGUCUGAUGUUUUCACCUGGUUCACACAGACCCAGGCUAAGUCUGUUAUCAGGAAUGGAUCAGUUCCAACGUGGUUCCAUGGGAUUAUUACCAGGAAGACAGCAGAGGAACUACUGAUGUCCAAACCACCAGGCUACUUCCUCAUCAGAGUCAGUGAGAGCAGGGUUGGCUACACACUCUCAUAUCGUGCUGAAGAUCGCUGCAGACAUUUCAUGAUUGAUGUUUUGAAUGACCGCUACAUGAUUGUGGGUGAAAACACACGUCAUCGGACUCUGCAGGAUCUCGUGAACUUUUAUCGCAGGACUCCCAUUGUUCAUUACAGUGAAUUGUUGACUGUCCCUUGUGGUCAGAUAAAUGACAAGACUGAUUAUGCAGAACUGCUGUUUUCUCCAAGACACCUGUCACCUAACACCACCCCACGACAAAACAACUCACCGCAUUCCAGCAAGACUCAACCAGCUUCACAAGAACAUAUCCCACCUCCUCUUCCCAAUCGUCCUAAUUCCAAGAGGUGAAUCAUCAAAGGUCACCAUGAAGCUUCCAGGCAUGCCCGAUGCAGUCACCUUACCAGAACCCGGUUUGCUCCAGAAUCACCGCUGCAGCUCAGAACCCCCGCGCAUCCACUGCCGUAAACACACUGAUGGGACUCGGUGCAACAAAACAUGAACAUGAAGGACGGUGCACGAUUUUUUAACACUGGUGCUGCAGCUGCACAGAUGGAUGGAGGAUUACCAGAGGAUUACCCGUCAUCACCACCUUUUGCACCUGACUACUGAAACACAUCUAUCACCUACCUGAACCUGUACUUAUUCUUUUCAAACUAAUAGGUUAAAAAUGUAUUUUUAUAUGGAAGGUUAAAAGUGUUGACAAACGGGAAGCUUUAUGUGGUUCAUAACCGUAAAUGACAGGAGGAUGUCUGCUUUGAAUAAAGUAAACAGAACUUCCAGAUCAGAUCAUGUAUUAACAGUGGAAGUAUAGUACACGACGUAGGUACUUGUCAAACGUGUUUAUCUAGUAGACUGCAUCAGCUCUUCCCUGAACAUAUUUUGUUUUAUUACAGAACAAUGACAUCUUUAUCACAUGCAUUUUUUUUUUACAUUACUCUUUAUUAUUUUAAUUUCUAGUCUUGUUAAAUGUUAAUUUGCAGGCUUUUACUGUAUGGCACAUUUUGAUGAAUUUCAUUUUCUGGAGUUUAAGUUGCUGCUGUUGUUUUUUUUUUUUGUUUUUUUUUUACUAAUUUGGGAUGUCCUGUGGCUUGUACACCGUUACAACUUGUAUACCGGAAAAAAUGCAUUUAUUAUUCAUAAUUAUUAUGACUGUUUAUAUAGGGCCUUCCCAGGAAUCAAAACAUUAAAUGGAAAAAAAAAA